Cinara cedri is the source of this 38633-nucleotide messenger RNA. NCBI's taxonomy places the organism in Eukaryota, Metazoa, Arthropoda, Insecta, Hemiptera, Aphididae. The record is from the annotation of a GenBank genome assembly.
AAGCGUUCGUAUCCGCCAACAGGUAGACGUCGUUAUCGCACGAUCGUUUUCCUUCGUGCCCGCCGCCACUAUAGUUGCGAAUUUUUAGUUUUUUUUUUUUGUUAUUGUUUUGUUUUUACUAUUGAUGGUAGGUACUUAAUACAAUAUUAUUCAAUAAUAAUAAUUAUUCGCUACGUUCUGUCAGGCCGUAAUAUAGUCAAUCGUAAUAUAGUUUGACAUGUUAGUGUGGCUACUGUCAUCGCGAGUGCGUGCCAAUGGUUCAAUCUUUCGUCCGAGUUGUUAGUUUCUUAAUAAUGUUUUAUAAAGCAUGCACAGAUAUUUUUUACGUAUACUAAUUGAUUUUUGUGUUGUGUUUUUUUUUUCUACUAGUUAUUUCUGCCGAUAAUGUCCAUAUUCGUACGCUACGAGUAAUGGGCGAAUUUAUCAAUUGCGCAGCGCUCCGUACGAAUUGAGUGCUUGCGUUUAUUUUACAAAAAACGAGUAUGCCUCGAUGAUCAUACUAUAUACGUUCGGUUCGCUCGCGAAUGCAUAAAUCGUCAUUAUUACCGGCUUGAAAGCUCGUCGGAUAGUGGCUAAUCUUCAACAAUUAAGUCACACGAAGUUGUUUUAACUUUUCAAAUACACAAUGGCAAAUCCAAGAAAGUUCAGCGAAAAAAUCGCCCUGCACAAUCAGAAACAAGCCGAGGAAACUGCCGCAUUUGAAAAAAUUAUGCAAGAAGUGUCAGCCGCUACUAAUGUCAAGGUAGGAUGUCAUGUCAAUAUGAUGAUUAUCAAUUUUUUUUCUUAUCCCCUCGGUGUUAGGUACGUGUUGUUUAUUCCACGGGUAUUUGUUUAUGUUGUGUAUCACAUGAUUUUCAUUUGAUAUUGUCAAAGCAUUCAUAUUUGGUCGAGUGUGUAGCCUAGAAAAUAUAACAAUAGUCGAUAACCCUAUCUCUCGGACCACUUAAACAAUUCAUAAUUUAGUACAUGUCUAUUUCACAUGAGAAAUAAAAACAAAAUGUCUACACCAUUGUUGUUCACCUUCAAUUUAUUGAUUAAGGUAUCUUUUUAAUAAUGGUCUAUUAAUAAUAUUUUUGGGAAGCCCAAUAUUUUUUAAAACCUAUUAGGAAGAAUUAAAAUAUUCAAAACACAUUAGUUAUCUAUUUAAAUUUAUUACCUAUAAUAAAUUAUGAUUAGUUCAUUCUUUUUUGUUAAUUUAAAUUCCAAUUAAAAGUCUGCAAUUUAUUUUAUUCAGGUACUUUAAUUAUUUACACUUUUUUAAAUUAAGUACCUAAAUUAUGGUUAUUAAAAUCGUGUGGUUGCACAUAGCUAAAUGAAAACAGUUUCCCCAAGGUUCUAAGUAAUUUAUAACAAAAGGCUAUAGGAAAUUUAAAACUUUUAUUUCUCAAAUCAAACCAUAGGAAUUUAAUUUAGCCAUUUUCAUAGUAAUAAUUUAUGUUAGGUUUUCUAGUACUAUAAGGUUAUUAUUUGUCAAUUAUUUCAAUAAAAAUAUUUGGUAAGGUUUUACCAUGAUAAAGGUAUCUAAUUAUAUAAUCUAAAAUAGGUAUGUACUUUUUAUGUACUAACAUUGUUAGAAUAAAUCUACCAAUUUACUUUCAAAAUAAUAAUAUACUUAAUGAUCAUUAUUUUACUGUUCAAAUGUACACUUUUUUAACUUAAUGUUGGUGAGGAAAUAUAACAGAAAGUGUUGUUUAUGGUGGCUGGCUCCUUUGUUAAAAUCCUUAACUACUAGGUAUGUAAGAGAAUGCGUGUAUGGCAUACUAUGGUGAAUUAUAAAUCAAUCUCACUCCUCAAAUACAAUUUUAUAUUUUUAAGUGUAAAAUCUACAUUAUAAUAAUCUCUGAAAUUUAGUCAUUUUAUAAUUUUAAACAUUAAGUAAUACAACUAUUUCCUAUAUCUACAUAUCAUAUAUUAAGUAAUACCUAUUUUCCUUAUUAAUUACUGUAUAGUUCCAAAUAAAAUUGAUAAAUUGACAGUUUUAUUCCAUACCUAGUUGGAAUACCUAAUUGUUAUUUUACUACCUAUCAAUUACUAACAAUUCGAAUGCGUAUUGAAUAUUUAAUGUUUAAUAUUAUCUGCAAAAAUUUAAUAAAUUUUGUGUCCACUGAUUAAGAUUUUUGAUUUGUUACUUGAUUUUAUUGACACCAUUGAUAGUCAUUAAACAUUUAAAUAUGAUAAACUUAAACAAAUUAGUUUGACUACUGGCAAAGCAGAGUUGUCAGUGUAAAAAGUCUCAACUCAUAUUCAUUUGAAAACUUUUCAAACUAAAAUUAAAUUUAUAAUUUUGAAAGUCAUUAUAUCCUUAUAAAUAUAUAAUAUUGAGUAUAAUAAUGUGUUGUUAUGCAUAUUCUUGGAUACAGAUCUUAAGUAUAUUUAAUAAUUAACAAAACUGUUAAUUUUAUUAAAAGUGUUAAUUGUAAUGGGUAAUAGUUACCUUGAUAGUAACAUUUGUGAUCUAUUGAAUUAUAGUCAUUAAUCCCUACAGACCUGCAUACAUAUAUUUAUACAAUACUCUGUUUUAUACUAAAAAUUAUAUUUUACUUGCUUUUUUACCAGUUAAAAUGUUUAUAAAUGAAAAAACCUUCAAACAGAUACAUUUAUUCAGGUUAUUGUGUACAAUUAUUUAUAAAAGCACCCUUUAAUUAGGAACACACAAUUCAUCAUUAAUUCAUUUUUCAACCUCUAUACUUAUUUGAAAACUUUCAUCACUGUUACCAAGCAUUUUUAAGUAAAUUAAAAGGACCCUGCUAUCCUACUGAUAUCCAACUGAAAAUAUAUGUUGUACAAAUUUUAGAUGUGUUUUUUAACUUUAUUAAACCUAAUCUAAUAAAGAAAAAAGAGCCUUGGACCAAAAAAUCAUACUAAGGAAAAAAUGAUUGUAAAUUAAACCUGUUUAAAAAAAAAAAUAAUAAUAAUAAAUUAAGUAGGUAGGCUAAUUUUCCAAGUAUUAAUUUUAAAAUUCUUAAAUAUUAGUGUAUCAUUGGUGAUUAUAAAUCAUCUGAAUAUCCAGUAUAAUAUAUGGAUAAAUAGAUUCCCAAUAAAAGUAUAGCUACAUCAUAUUAUUAUUAAGGAUUUUUUGAUUAAGCAUUAUACAAUGAUAAGAAAUGCAAAGCGAUAAAUCAGUGAAAUAAGAUGAAUAAAUUUCCAAUAAAAAUAUAAUACGUAUACCUGUAAUAAAUAUAUUUUUUUUUUUUUUACUACUUAUUAUUUUUUAAAUAUAUGUAUUAAUUUACAACAGUGCUUUUUUUCCUCAAUGUUAUACACAGAGUUGUAUCUCUUAUUAUAGAUACCUACUUACCAAAAUGAAAAUGUUUAUAUUUAAUACAUUUUGUUUCUUGUUUUAUAUAAAUAGUACUUAUUAAAAAAUUGUCCAUGUGAUUUCAAAAAAAAAAAAAAGUAUUUUAUAAUUAAUACUAACCAACCUAUCAAUAAAAGUUGGCAGCAAUAUCACAUAAUAUGUGUGGUAGCUUUAAGUGUUUAGGCUAGGUGUUUGUAAAUCACAAGGUUAUGAAUCAGUUGAUAUUUGGCUAGCUUUAUUAAUUUUUAAAUGUAAUGACUAUGAUACUUAGUUUCAUACCUAGGCAUAGGUUUUGGCGACUAAUUUAUGUUUAUAAAAUUACCUAAUAGCCAUAAAAGUAUCUUAAAUAGAUACUUUUAUAGAGAAGUUUUAUUAUAUUUAUAAUAAUAAUUGUUAAAGUAACAUCAUAGAGAUGUGGCUUUUUCUUAGUAAUAAUAUUUUUAGCAAUGAUUACUUCAGUUAUGCUCAGAGUUAGACUUUGGAAAAGAAUUGUGAAAAUAUUCCCACUGCUGUCUGCUUAAAAUGUAGGGAAAAGAGAUUAUAUUUUAACUUAAAACAUAAAAAAAUAAACAUAGUACUUACCUUAUGAGUAUAAUAGGCAUGAAUAUAUUUGUAUUACCUAACCUAGGAUAUAUUAACAAUUUUAUCAAAGAAUAUAAAGUUAACAAUCAUAAUAUUUCAUCACCAAUGUGUAACUAAACUAUUAUAGUUCAACUAUAAUUACAAUAAUAAAUAAUCCUGAAACUGCAAACCUAACCUAGCCUAACUUUGAAUAGCUUUGUUAUAAUUAUAUCUUGUCUAGGUUUAAUUCAAAAUUUAGUUUGAGAAAAAUUGUUUGAACUAGAUACAUAUUAUGGUCUAUUAAAAUGUGAUAUUUGAUAAAUUUUUAGACAUGAGUAAUUACAAUUAUAGUUAAUAAAUCACCAAAUCAACAUUAAAGGUUGUGAUAAACUCUCAAAAAUUGAAAUUUUCUUAUCAUCAAUAUAAGUUGUUACGACUUUAAGAAAUCUUAAAUGGUCAAAGAAUUUGUAAUUUUAAAAUUCACUCUAUUUUUAUAAAUAUUGAUUAUUCAAAAUUCUAAAAACAACAUAGAUGAUAUUAUCUAAUAUGAUGUAUUAAUAUACAUUCGAGGCGUAGUGAGAGAUCUAUUGGUUUGAUUCUGAGUUUGACUAUGUAUAUUUUUUUCUAUCUGUUAAAAACUUUUCGAACAGAAAACUUGUUCUACUUGGAAAAUAUCAAGAGAGCAUCUUUUUGGUUGCAUAUUGAUCUGGUUAGUGCAUUGGACAAAUCAUUUUUUUUGAUUUCCCAAGGGGUUUUCAAAAUAAUUUGGAAAAACCGGAAACAAAAUAAUAGGAAAACAACAAAUAUUUAUAGCACGGCUCAGCAUUACUUACCAAUUUCAUUAUUUUAAAUGUGUACGCUUUAUGUUUUCUACCAGAAAUAUUGCUCCUAUUGAAAAACUACAAAAAUAUAUUUUGUUGCAAUUUAGAUCUUGUUGGUUAGUUAAAAAGUCGUUGAAAGAAUAGGAAAGUUUGUCGGAAAUAAUGGUUUCAUAAUUUUCAUUUUUAUCUAUUAUAUAUUUAAACCAUACCUACAUAGUUCCUUACCUAUUAAUUAUUAUGUAUCAAAAAACUGGGCAUGGCGAAUGAAUGUCACAGUAAAGCUGUGAGUGUAUUGACUGCAAUGUAAAUAUUGUAACAGUUUACCAUAUAAAAAUAAAAAUGCAUAACUGUCAAUCAUGUAAAAUAAUUAUACCUCAAAUUGUACAUUAGACUUUCAAAAACUAACAUCAAUUUAAAAAUGUUUUUAACGGAUUAUAGAUUUAAGUACUUAAAACCUUUUAGAAAAAACUAUUGAUAGUUAUCAAAGAAUACUUGGUAGACAUAUAUAUUACUACAAACCAAUAAUUUAAAUAGAAUUAUUGUAUCAAAAAAAAAAAAAAAAACUAUUUUCAGAAAACCCUAAAUUAUAGAUUAACCUAAUGUGUUCAUUGAUCAUUUUUAAAAGUAUAUGCCCACAAAAACUAAUUAAUAAUGUUUGGAACUUAAUUCAAUAACUAUUUAUUCUUAAAAAUCAUCAGUAAAAAUAUAAAUUCUAACUUAUAACACUUUAGUAAGUAAUAUAUUAAGUGUAGUUAUAUUAGUUGUAUUCAACCUUAAAUAAUCCAAUUUAUAAAUUAUAUUUUGAAAAAGUUGGACAUAUCAUAUUUUAUGUUUUGCAAUGGAUAGGCUACCGCAAUUAUAGGUGAGAAGUUAGUAAUAUAUAAAGUACUUAUAGAAUAAUUUAUUUUAAAUAUUGAAUGUAACUAUAAAUUAUUGUAAAUAAUUCAAAACCCUUUCUGUGUGAAACUUGUUUAACUGUUUUAACUAAUUAAACUAUUAAAGUAGAUUUUUGGGUACUUGUCUAAUAUGCCUACCCAAAAAUAUGUAUGUACACCAAUAUUUGACCAGUCUAAUAUGAUGUAUGUAUACUAACCUACCUAAACAUUAUAUUAUAUUACAUAUAAUAGUACUUACAUUUUUUCUGCAAGAAAAUAUAAUAUAUCCUAAAUUUAUCCAUUGUCAGUUUGUUAACAAAUUAAUUGUUCAGCAGUAAACAGCUUUUAUAUUGUGUAAAACUGAUUUGAAUGUACCUAUUAGUAGGCUUGAUAGAUUCUUUUUUCAAAAUAACUUAUAAUGGUAUUAGGUUUCAUAUUAGACCAAGAAUAAUUUAGUUUAUGUUGGUGAUACAUCCUUCCGAAUAGGUAUUAGACAAGUACCCUUCUUCUUUGUAUAGUUGUUAUGUAUACAAAUUUACAUUUAAUUGUAUUUCAUAUAAUAAUUUAAAAAAAUAUGAUUUCAACUCUUAAUUAACUAGAAAAUUAUAAAUACAUAGGUGCAUUUAAUAAACCUUUCAUACAUUUAUCAUUGCAUAAUAUUUAUUAUCCAAAAUAAAAACUAUUUCAAUAUGUAAAUGUAUAUUAUGCUAACUAAAAACUUUUAUAAAUUAUUGAUCCAAUGAGUUAUUAUAUUUUUCACAAAAAAUAAAACUUCAUAUCUAUAAAAAUAAAUGUAUGUUGUAUUUGUACAUUGAUGACGGUAAUAGUGUAUCCAUCAUAAUAUUAAUAAAUAACAAACAUAUUGGAAAUGCGCAUAUAAUUUAGAUUAGGUAUCCACAUAUUAAUCUAUUUACCUACCUACCUAAUUUGUUAUUUUGAAAAUCAUUACACAGUUAUACCAAGGAAGUUUCAUUGAACAUGAAACUUUAUAAUAUUCAAAUUUAUUUAUUAUGUUUAGUACUCAAUUUUAUUUAUUUUUGGAAUUUUAAAUUUAAAAUAAUCCACAAUAUUUGCUUUUAAAAAUUCAAUUGAGUUUUGGUCUGUUAUAUAAUUAACUAUAUGAGGUGUUAAUUUUGUAUAAAUACAUCCUUUUUAUUAGGUAUAAUAUUAUUCAUUGAAUCAAAAUUCUCUAUAAAAAUAAAUAUCUUUAUAGUUCUAUCAAUAGUUGCUGUGUGUAUUUAUAGUACUUAAUAGUAAUAAUUUCAAUCCAUUUAAGUGAUGCUGAUCAAUUCAUACAUUUUUCUGUAUAUCACAUAUAAAUACUAUUGACUAUAAUAUAAUGCGUUCUUAUAAUACUAUAGUUUAUGAUAGUUGUAAUGAGUUCAGUUAGUUGUAAACAGUUUUCGUGUAUUCUCAAGGCCAGAGGGAAGCAAAUUACUAAAUUGCACGUGCUAUGGAGAAAUUAUAUUACAUGAUUUCUAUAGUUCGUUAUAUUCAAUAAUAAUAAAUAAAAACAUUGUGUUUAUUAUCUUUUGGCAAAAGUAUAACUAAUGAGCUCAUAAAAAAAUUAAUUUUUUUUUUAUUAUUAUUAUUUACUGCUAUUGUAAGUUAAGGCAAGUUAUUAUUUUUUUAUAUAUGUAAUGUGCGUAUGUUAUUCAACAAGAUUAUUGAAUGACGUUUUGGAUCAAGCUGAUAAUAUUCUAAUGCAUAUUAUAAACGUGUUGAGUGUACAUACAGAGAGAUUAAAAUACUAGUAUGAUAAUUGAUAAGUAAUCAAUAAAUAAAUUUUAUGAAAUUUAAUUGUAUAUCAUUAAUUAAAAUUUAUAAAAAAAAUUUAGUUCUAAAGUAUGAAUUUUACUAUCGUAAGUAAAAUGUCUGGAAUUUUUUAUUUUAUUUUUUGUAGUAUUCAUUAAUCAUUAUUUUGUUUGUAAUUUAAAGUUAUGUGUCAAAUAUAAAUAUAAAAAUUGCAUUCUAGUACUAGUAUUACAAAUAAAAUAACUCUUAAACUCCCUAUUAUGUUUAGCUCCCGUUGUAUAUAUUUGACUAACUCCUUAUGAAUACGACCAAAGAUCACAAAAUUUCAUCACGGUUAAUUAUUAUACAGUCCAUUUUGUUUUUGCUAACGUAAUAAUAUGUUUAGUAUACACUUUUGAUCAAAUUUAUUUAGGUACUGAUCAGUUGUUUGAAACCAUUUUUAGUGCUAAUCAACUAAGCUUGAUUCUUGAAUGUAAUAAAUCAUUUAUUAUUUAAAUACAAGCAUUAAAACUCAUAAGUAAUAGGAAGUAUACAAAUAUUAAAUAAUACGAUUUUACUGGUUUCAGAAAGAAAAAAAAUGUUACUUUUAUCUCUACUGGCAAAACAAAAACCUAUUACUAAUGCAUUUAUACAUUAUUACACUUGAAUAAAUAAUAUUACAAUCGAUCUUUUUUAACUCGUACAUAAAUACAUUCAACCUCAACGCCACGGGUACACUGACGUCAUACAAAUUACCUGAUAGGUAUAUGAAAAUACCAUAUUUUUUUUAUUUUUUUUAGAGUUAACUCUUCUAUUUAAAAUUAAUAUAAUCAGAAUUAUUUAUUAUUAUAAUUUUUUAUAAUUAAUUUUGUAAUACCAAAUAUCAUAAAACCUUUUGCCCUCAAAAAAAAAAAAAAACGAAGGAUACGGGUACUUAAGUUAUUUGCAUAAUCUCAAUAUAAAUCUAAGAGGUAAACCACUCUAAUUUCCAUCUCAUAUUUACAUCCAUAGUGAGAUCUUUAAAUACUUGGUAAUUUUGAGUUAUAUAUUAUCAUUUGGAAAUGUAGCAUAACUAUGGUAAAUUUAUAAAAAUUAUAUUAAUAAUAAUAUUAACUACUAAUUACACUUAAGUUUGGUACCCAUAUAAAUUUUCUUUUGCGUUAAAUAAUUUAUAAAUAUUAUUUUUAAAAACAAUUUCAAGGGAUUGUAUUUAUUUAAUGUCGUUUUAAUUGUUUCUUCUUGAGAAAAAAAAUUGUUUCUUUUAAAAAUUAUAUAUUUUCUUCUGCAACAAACUGCUGUAUAUAAGUUUAUAAUUUUUAUUUGCAGAUGUACAUUAUGUUGUAAAAUGUAAAUUGUUCUUAAUACAUUUAUUUCAAACAAUUUUAUACAUUAUGUUUAAUCCAAUAAUUUUUAAAGUAAUUUAAUUUUUGUGAAAUAUAUUUUGAAUAUAAUAUACAGGUGAUCCUUUUAUCAUUAAACCGGUGAUUUUCUCUAAGGAUUUUAAGUGCAUUCAAUUUUUUUUUUUUUGUUUAAUCAUUGUGGAAUCAUAUAAGCUCUAUUUUAAUACUAUUUUCAAAUAUUGACCUCUACUCUUUAAUUAGUAUACUCUUUGGAUAAUAGCAACCCACCCUUUUUUUAAUCAUAUAUUUGAAUAGAGAAUAUUUAUAUUAUAAAGUUGACAUGUGUAACAUUUAUAUCGGAUAUAGCAUUUCUAAGUUAUAACAGUUUAAAAUUUAGAUUGGUUUAUCUUCCCUAAACAUCUAAAUUUUAAACUGUUAUACAAAAUACAUUAAAGGUAUAUCCAAUAUUGGUAGGUAUUAUUUUUAUCAGACAUUUUUAAAGCCAAUGCAUUCAAUUUUGUGUUUAAAGGGUGGGUUAUUUAAAAUUCCAAACUGUAUACUCAUUUAAGAGUAGAAAUAGAAAUUAGAAAAUACUAUAAAAAAAAGUUUAAAAAAUAUCAUAAGUAAUAAUUCGAAAAAAAAAAAACAGAAAUCGAAUUUUCCAUGUGUAGGUAAUCCCCCGGAUAUUCCUAUAAUAAUAAAAUAAUAAAAUUCUUUUAGAAAAUCAAUGGGCCAUGAUAAAAAAAAAAGUUGCUUGUAUAGGUAAUAAAUAUAAAUUAUAAAUUAAAUUAAAUGAAGUAUUAAUUUUAAACCUAAUUAUUUUUUUUUUGUCUUAUUUGAAUCACAAAAUAAUGAAUGGGUAUAUUUUAAAAAUGUUCAAAAUACUAAUGUCGAAUACUAAUAAAAACUUAUUUCAUGUUAAUAACUAAUAUUAUAAUAUUUAUCAAAAUAAAUUGCAGUAAAAUAAGAUAAUAAGAUAUUCUAUGUUUAUAGGUAUAGUGAAAAUAGUAUAAUAUUAUAUAACAUGUACUUUAUUUAUAUUAAUAUUUUCUUUUGAUGUUGAAACAAGCAACAUAAAUUUUACCUAGUGUGUGUAUCUAAUAAAUAUAUUAAAUUAAAAUAUUAUUAUUGUCAAUUAGAUAAUUAAUCUAAACUGAAAAUUGAAGUAUAACUACUACGUUUAUUCAUUUGUUUGUAAAAUUCUAAAUAUCAUUUUUAUUUAUUUUCAUAAAAUUUUGCCAUAAGAAUUGGAUAAUAAGGUCUGGGCAACUUGAAAAUUGUAUUGUACAACUGUAUAAUAUGAUCUUAUACUGAGUUCUGAAUAAUAGAAUAUCAUUAAAUUUCAAGGUCCUAAUUCAAGGUUAAAAACAAAAUUCAUAGGUUCCAGAGCUAAUACACGACUGUAUAUUAUAUAUAAUAUUCAUCGUCAUAGUUUGAAGAUUUUUUCACUGAACCGGUUACAUGCCAUAAAUUAUAACAGUGAGGUUUUUAAAUCAUUACUUAACUAUUCCUGCCACCGCUCAAAUGUUAAUAGGUACUAUUUAAAUCAGUGUUUCCCAACCUUCUUUUACAUAACGCCCCUUUUAGAUUGUCAAAAAACUCUUACCGUCCCCUGCCUGAUAAAUUAAAAAAAAAAAAUUUCAGUUUAAUUUUUAUAAUUAGCCAUUUAAGUAAAGUGAAAAAUAAAUAUUUUCUUUAAAUGUUGAACUCGGACAUUUUAUUAUAAUUAUAAAUAUAACUAAUGUACAUGCACGCUAUAUUGUAUAGCUUCAUGUAAUUAAUGCAAGUAUACAAUAUUGUCAGAAAUAUUUAUAUAAAAAAUGGAAUAUUUUGCUGUUAUUUCGCUGAAUUUCGCUGUUAUUGUAGUGUGUAUAAAAUAUUUAAUUAUUUAAUAUUUUUUUCUAUUAUACACAGAUAUACAUUUCAUUACAAUAAGUUAUGAAUUUAGUUAAUAUUGUUUUAAUAAUAGCGAACUUUCAUAUUAAUGAAAGUCACAGUAGAAUCGCCCCCCUUAGUGCCGCCUUAAGUAAAAAGUUUCAACAUUAAAAAAAGCUCACAAGGGGGCGGUAGCACCCACGUUAGGAAUCACUGAUUUAAAUCAAUUAUUUUUCCAAAUUUUACAUUUACAAUAUUAUUUAGGUGAGCAACUUAAACAUAUUAAAAGUAAAUUACUUUAUAUUCAGUUGGUAACAAUAAACCAUUAGUCUAAGUUAGAUUAUUAAUACAAUGUAAUGUACACCUCACUAAAAUGUUCUCUUUUAAUUUGUUUGAAUAUUUAUAAUCUAUACAAUCAAUAAUAAAUACAUUUGGUAACAUGAGGCGUGGAAAAGGAGGACUCUUUUCUUAAAAAUAAUUUCUUGUAAUAAAUUAUGGUAGGUAUAGUUUGAUUUCAGAUUUUGAAUAAGUAUAUGUUUAAUUUUAUUUACGUGGUGUUCAGUUUUUCCUCUGUGUGAAGGUUAUUUUUCUGAGUUGUAUUUAAUGAUACUAGAUAAAUACUAUUUAACAUACACAUAGUGGUUAUCAAUGAAUUUGACAAUAUUUUAUUCAUGAAUAUAAUAAUAUGUAAGAUUUUAUUGUUAAAACUAAUUCAAAGUAUUACUUUUUAUUCUUUUACUCAAAGGCAAUCUUAAAUUAGUUCUACCGCACUAAAUAUUAUCGUAUCACAUAUAAUCUGUCAUAUACCUAGUAUUAUAAAGGUCGUUAAUGUUGACAAUGUUGUAAAAUGUUUGAGUAAAUUUAAAUUUUCUUUUUUGUUUAGUUUAAAUUGUUUAGCAUUUAUUAAAGCUGCAUGCCCUAAUUAUUUUAGACAAAUAAAAAGAUAUUCAGUUGUUAUGGAUCUUAUAUAAUACUAUUUAUAUUAUAAAAUAUGUUUCGUAUUAGUAUAACUAUACAUGUUAUGCUGAUGUGUACUUACCUAAAUAAUAACGUCAAAAUAUCCUAUCUAAUGAUUCUUUAAUAAAUUAUUUAAAAUAUUGUUAAAUAAGAAUUUAGGUAGGUAGUAUUUUAAAUAAAAAUAUUUUUAUACAUCUAAAAGUUUCUAACAUUGCAUUUAAUAAUGUUGAAAACAAAUUAUUUAUUGAUUUAAAUAAGUGUUCGUUACAAUAUUAUUUAUUACUUAUUAUUAUAGUUAAUAUAAAUCUCCAUCUGUUUUAUUAACAAUUGUAACCGCUGUAUUAUUAUUUUAAAACACUAUCAAUAAAUCGUUAUAUUUUACUAGUUUCUACUUCCUAGUUGGUAAAUAUUGAAUUUUUUUUUUUUUAAAGGAUUUUAGAUGCUAUAGAAUAUUUACUAUAAAUUUAAAUAUAAUUUUUAUCAUAGAUUAUAUUGUACUAUCUACUAUUUACAACCUUGUAAAUUACUACUUUUGUAAAAAAAAUAUUUAAUUUUAAUUAGGAAAAAAAAAUAACACUGAUAUUACUUAUUAUAAAUUUACAACAUUAUUUAUAUAACAUCUUUAGUAUAUUAUUUAAAAUUAUAAUUUCAACAAUAUACUGGAAAUUGAGUAGAGAAGGGUGGAAAAUCUUAUUAUUAGCAACAUUAAGUUGCUGCGAAAGAAUUUCAAAAAUGACUUGAUCAGUUAUUGUAUUUACAUAUUAUAAUUAAGAAAUUAUAAUAUUUAAAAGAACAAUUCAUAUUUUGCACCAUAUAAUUAAUUUUAUAAUUUUAUAAGUCAUUAAAUUAAAAAUAUUCCUUGUAGCAACCCCCCUCCUAAAAAAUAAAAAUAAUAAUAAUAAUAACUGACGAGAGUUUAAUACAUUUUGCUGGUUUCAUUCAUUUAUUUUUCCUGUAAAAUAAAAAACUAAGAAUAGAUAUCAAACAAUGCCCUUCUCAAUGCCCCUGACCAAAAAAAAAAAAAAAAAUUACUACCAGAAACUAAUUAUUUUGGUGAGAAUUAGUUUAAGUAGAAAUUGUGUUCAUAGGUAGUUCACUCUUCAUAAUAAAAUCAGAACGUUCUACACUAUGCUCAGAAUCAAAAUGAGUACUUAUAUACUGUACAAAAUAAAUAAAUAGUAAAUUAAUUACUAUUUGUUUCAGUAAAUCGCACACGCACGUCAUAAUUAAUUCUUAAUUCGUCGUGCAUAUUACUUUGUAUCAAAUUACAUUGAAAAAAAAAAAAACUUUUUUCAUCAUUUAAUCUGUUUUAAUGAAGAACACUGAACAGAGCAAUUUCUCCUUUCGCAAAUGAAUUCUUAUCCCAAACCCUGGUACUUAAUUAAUUUGAUUUUGAUACAGUUAGUAUUAUUACAUAUUAUUAUAAACGUAUUAUUAAAGUUAAAUCUACUAAUUAUCGUUUCUAAUUUAAUUUUGUACACAUUAUUAAAUUUCAUCAUAAUUUUUUGUCAGACUAAAUAAUACUGUUAAGUAUAUAGCGGUUUAAAAUCCGUACACAAUAUUAUUAUUUGUCUGAUAUUUUGUUAAUAAUGAAUAUGAGAUUCAAACAAGGCUAUUUUGGUAAACAUCGCGUUUUUUUCAAUCUAACGAGAUGUUUUUUAUUACGAGUGAAAAUACUCGUAUAUGUUUAAAAUUUAUAAUUAAUAUAAUAUAAUUUAAGCCAGUUGCCAGUUGAAGUACUUCAAAUUUCUCGAACCUACUAAUUUCUAAAAUAUACCUACAACACAUUAUUGUUUUGUAUACUUGCAACACAUUUUAUCUCGUUAUAAAUGUAUACAUAUUCCAUAUUUUAUCAAUUGCCAAGUUAAAAAUACAUAUAUUCAUAUUUUUGUUUUACGUAAUAAUAUAUCAGUUACAGACAGAUUAUAAAACGUAACAACGCUUUUCUGAAAUAUUUAUCUAGGUUUUUUUUUUUGUAUUCAUUAAUAUUUGACAUUUUUUAAUACGGUUUUAUCGUUUUAUGUACAAUCAUAUUGUAUUAGUUAUAUAUAAUGUAUUUUUAAUAUUAUAAUUAUUAGAUAUACUUACCAAUAUAAUAUAUUAUCUGUAUACCUAUUCAAUAACAUUUAAAAUCCGUAAAAUACAUAAGUGUUCAUGUAGAAAAUACUAUUUGCACACACAAACUGUGGUUUUGAUUAAUUGGAAAUAGGCGCCCAAUAAUGUUACUCGUUAUUAAUUGUAUUAUAUUUAACUUAAAGGCAUUAUAAUAGUCAAAGAAGAUUUAACAAAAUAUAUUGUAUUUUAUUUCAAAAGUAAGAAUAUUAAUUAAUUAUCUCCGUGUUUUAAACUUCCGACUUUUUGUGUGCUCGAUUUUGUCCAUUGACUUAUAUUCUCGCUAAAAUAAUUUCGUUGAUAAAAUGUUCCACUCCCAUUCAUACAAUGGGUUCGCGGAGAGGCCUAUUCAAUAAUUCGAGCUUCUGGAACGGCCGGGAUCACGUCAUUGCUGAGUCUGCGUCGUGGCCUACAUUCACGUUUUUACUUAGUUUUCCCCGCCGUAUUAUCCUCCAUUGACAAACUUUGCCUUGCAACGACCUGGGCUCUUUACUUUUCAACCGCACCUGUUAUACCUUAUACCUACCUUCUUUUUUUAUCCGUACGAACGGGAUAUUAGAUAUUACCCUAUAUUAUUAUUAUUGCUAUGUAGGUACCCACCUAAAUAAAUCAUCCUAUUCAUUAGGCAUUAGACGUUUUCAAUAACAAUGAAAAUAAUUAUUAUUGUAUGUAUCUUUGUUCUCGGGCGAAAAAAGGCUUAAGUCGAUUUUAAAAAUAUUAAAAUUGAGAUAAAUUAUUAUAAACGCGAAUAAAAUGGUAUUAUUAAUGAGAUUUGUGUGGAACUGCUUAUGUUAGCAAUGUUUGGCGAUGUCCGGUUUUAUUUUUUACAACUAGAGUCUUAUCAGGUUCUGCGUUGAAGUGCAGAUUCAAUUCAAUUCAACACUUCAAUUCUUCUUUUGUAGUGCACUCUGGCCAAAAAUCGAUUUUCUUUUUGAAUGCUCGUAUUUUGUGGCUACCAUUCUAAAUUGUCAGAUUUCUUCCUUGUAUGGAAAUACUGUGCUCGUUCAUAGCUAAACAUAUCGACCAGGUACGACAAUUGACAAAGGCUGGUCACGUCGUUCACGAAUUCAGUCAAUUGAACGUUAUGAUCCAUUAAGAAAGAUAGAACUUCACUUCGUAAUUAUUGUACUAACCGUGUAAGAACUUUACCGUGUGAGAUAAGCCAGCUAACUUCUGUGUUGGAAAAGUGAAGACUUCCCACAUCGUCACACAAAACUGUUAAAAAUCUAGAUUUUUGAGGCCUUAACUUGAUGAAGUUUAAUCCUUGUUUAGCUUCGUCCAUAACGUUUUACGGAUAUAGGCCAUAUUAUCAAUAAGUAUUUACCGUCAUCGUAAGCGUGCGCAGGUCCUCUUGGCAGGGGAGCGACGAUGUUUGAAAUCAAAUCUUACAAAAAAAAUCACAAGCACAAAUAGUCCAAAUAUUUUUGGAUUGGGCUUAUUUGCUCUAGCCCCGUUAUAUUGAUUAUGUGUACUUAGUAUUUAUUUUAAGGGGCUUGGUUAUGUUUUAGGGAAAGGGGGUCGAGAUCCUCAAAAGGUUCCUCCCCUGUUUGCAACAAAAUUAAGGGUAUCUAUUGCAUUAGGGUUUGGAUAUAUUAAAAAAAAUAUUUAAAUUUUGCGUGGUUUUUUAAAAAUAUUUUGGCGAAAUAUUAUCGCAGGGGUAGCCAGCCGCUAUUAUUCUGUCUUCCGCACGUGCCCACGCUUAUGACCGUUAUAAUAUAAUCUUAAUUAGCCCUGUAUUAUUAUAUUAUGGGACUCGUCGUGGUUGUUUUUUCCUCGGCUAACAUAAUUGCACAAUAUCGUAUUGUCUAUUGUUAUGUAAAUAUGAACACGACUGUAAACAACGAUAUUAUGACGUUUGAUGAAAAAUGUGCAAUCGUCCAGUUUUCAAUCCGACGGGACACCGAACCAAUAAUAUUAUUAUCGAUGAACAAUACCUUAAUCCAUCGAUUCCACCGACCCGGCCGUAAUAUAACGUCGGGUUUUAGAUUGUAAUAAUUAUGGUAGGUAGUCCAAUGGCAUUCGUCGGACGUGCGUGCGAUUUUCGAUAAAUGUCGGAUUUCUGCGGAUGUCGUUGGAUGGGCCGCCGGGGAUUAACAAUAGCGGCGUCCGGUAAUUUUUUUACUAUCGCAAUAAUCCGACAGCAGUGAAUCCGCGCGUCGGAGUUUAAACGCGCAAUCGAUCGUUUUCAAACUUGAUAAUACCGUAUUAUUAACUUUACGUCAUCCGUUUAACUGGAUCCACAUUUGUUUUUACUUUUUCCCCGUAAUAUUUUCGUCUUCUAGAAUCCGCGUGUAUUCAUCUAUUUUGUAAUGUCCGUUCUAUUCUAUAUAAUGGAUUAAUUAUAUACAAUACGGUUUGCGCGGAUUGAGUUGGAUGGAAAUCGCGCGGUGGGCCACCACACACGAGCAUGUUCAGCCGGGGCCCCGUUAUCUUUGUGAAAGAACAAAAAUAAAAUAAAGAAAUAAUAUUGUAUUCGUCAAUUAACUGACGUGUUAGUAGUAGUAGAGGUACUUGUUGCGAACAUGUGUGCGUCCGCCGCGUUUGGCCUGUGCAACCGUUUUUUAUUGCGCGUUUUCGCCGGUGCACAGCCGCGCCGCCGUACCUACGUACCGUUCAUCCGGCGGACAUCGGCCGUACGCUCCACAGCAUACUAAUCGAUAAUUCGCUAAAACGCUACAUUCACGUACGUGUUUGUGUGUGUGUGUAUAUAUAUAUUUUUUUUUUUAUUUCUAUUUGUCCGACGAUAUUUAUAGGCGAUUCCCGUAUCCCCGGUGUUGCCGUUUCCUACGUUGAUAAUAUCAAUAUGUACUCGAAUGGUUAAAUGAUUAAGAUAAAAAUAUACCGCGUGAUUCAUGCCCGUAGUGUUGUACAUUAUACUGCGCGAUGGGAGACGGCGGUCUAUCAGCUCUCGUAUCUCGUAUCGCAUUGCCGCCACGUGUACGCAAUAACGAUAAAAGCGAAUUUUCGAAUGACAAACCAUAAGCGACUUCUUUAUGCCGCUCGGCAAUCACUUUUUAUAAUAUUAUUAUAUGUGUAUAUAUAUUAUGACACUCGAAUAAAAAUAUCAAACAUAUUGUGUAGUUUUUGUUUGUACACACAGUCGUAUAAUACAGCGGUCGUAAUCAAAUUCCUUAAGCGUUCUCAAAACGUACACGUACAGAGAGAAAAAAAAAAUGCGUGUCUACGAAUUCCGCGGUAUUUUGCAUUAUUAUAAAUUACGUUACAUAUUUUUUUUUUUUUUUCUAACUGCGCCUACAAUCGCCGAAAAAUAAAAAAAAAUAUUACUGUAUUAUAAAGAGUGCGAUAAAAAAAUAUUUGACGGUUAUUUUUUUUUUUCUUUGAAACAAAAAUUUAAUCCGCUUGAACGUUCCAAAUUUUAUAUUACUUAUUUUAUCGGGAAAAUGGAAAUCGUUUUACAAACAUAUGGUGCUUCGCAGUUUGAACACAUUUCAGCGUCUUCAUCUAAUAUUGUGUCGACACACUCUUGAUAUUAUCGUUUAUUGGUACAUAAAUCGAGUUUCCAUGGUUAAUUUCGAAUAAUAAUAAAAAUGCAUUCCGUUCGCAAUCUCCAUACCAUUAUUAUGUAAUAGUAAUACUAAUAUGUAAUUGUUGAACCAAGAAACAGUGGUUCUAAACUAUAUUACACCCGGAAUGCAGUAUGCUUUAUAACUUGUAUUUCAGAGAAUACGUUCAAACGUAAAUUAUAUAAUUGUAAUAAUACUAUAUCGUUAUAUAAUUAUUAUCUGUGCGUAAAAGAAAAGAAAGCGAAAAUAUACUUAGUUUCCGUACAUCAUCAUCCUAACGAAACUCGUUAAUGUAAUUUUUUUUGUCGUUUUUAUGUAGCUCGAAAAUAAUUUUUAGCGUCCAGGCAUAAUUAUCGGCGCCGCUAUAAAUUCGAGUCCUGAUGACUGAUGUUGUAAACCCGCGUGUGUCCAAACGCACCAUAUCUCAACUACUUGGACCCGAGAAUAUCGGACACGGGUAUUAAUGUUGAAAGCUAUGUUAAAACCUCGAUCUAAAACCCACGAUGAAAUUUUCUUUCCGUACCGAAAACGGGUGCGUGUAUAAAAAACCAAACAAAAAAAAAAAAAAAAAAAACGACCGGGUUAAAAACAAACCGGCCGUAGUAUUAUUAUAUGAAUCGUUAUCGAUCGUGUUAAGCGUGUGUGAGACACACAAACGCCGCACGCCACACGCAUGGCGUACCGCGAGAUGUAAAGUAUCGGACUAGAGGGAAAAAUAAUAAAAAUGUACGGGCCGUCAUUAAAUAAAUAAAUAUUAUUAUCGUAUUUUACGGCGGGGAAAACAUAAAAACUAAUUCUAAAGUGGGUUUUCGCGCGCGGCUAUUUCCGUUUAUUCCCGUGCGAAAAAAAAACAUUGUUACAACAAUGGGUCUAGGCCGGCCGACGCGUGUGAGCGUGUUUUAUUACGCGUUACGUUCGACGGUAGUACACCGUAGGCACCUACGUCUCCACGUUGUUUAUUAUUUAUAAUAUGCGUAGUUUGUAACGCAGGUAUAAUACACGAUCCAAACGUGUUUUUUUAUUAUUAUUAUUAUUUUUUUUUUUCUCUCGUUUUUCGACCGGCGACGCGCGCGAGAUUUAAAUGAGAUAGAGCGCGCGUGCGCGCGCGAAAGAGAGAGAGAGAGUGAGAGAGAGAAGAGAGAUCGCGCGAAUAUAAACGGCCGCGCCGCGCGAAAUCAACUUUUCUGUAUCUGCACCGGCCCCGCGUCUGUCACUGUCGUUUUGCGGUUUGGCACGUGGCCUGCGUUGCCCUACUUCCGGAGUGCCGCCGGUGCAUUUUCCGAACGCGGAGCGCACGGCCUCCGCCUGUGUGUGCGUGUGCGUGUGUAGUCGUGUCGUCGGCGGCGGUGCUCGGCGCGGCGUGUGCCGUUGGCUGCUGCUGCUGCUGCUGCUGGCCGUGUGCGACUGGCGACACGCGCGCGCACGCACGCACGCACGCACGCACGCAUCACACAGGUCUGUUCGGUAAUCGCGGCGGCGGUGGAUGACCUACUUGUAAUCACGCGUCCGCAUAGAACGCAACUUUAUUCGCCUACACAAUCAAUAUCGCACAAGGGACGAAGCCCGUCGCCGCCGACGACGACCGGCCUCCCGCGCCACGGGUUUUACGCGCCGGCGACGCGACGACCCGAGUAUCGCGGCGUUCCCCCGAAAUCACCAAUCGUUAUUAUUAUUGUUAUUGUUAUUAUUUAUUGCUGAUGUUGUUGUUGUCGAAUAAUAAUCGCCCGAAUUUUUUUUUUUUUUUUCCUAUUAAUUGGCCGCGGUGCCAAUUCAACAUGCGGUCUACCUCGUCCGUGAUGCGAUAUAAACACAAUAGCUAUUAUACGCACUGCGAAAUUCCUUAUAUUACAUAUUCAAAUACUGACAAUAUUGCGAUUUAUUUCACGCCCAUGUGUAUAUCCGUGGUUGCCCAUAAAACAACUUUCGGAGGAGCGACAAACUGGGACCCGGUUUCCAAAUACACAUUUUAAAGUCAACGAUACGGAUAUAAGAACCCAAGUUUUGUAAAAAAAAUAAAAAUUAUACGAUAAGCGUGUAGAUAAAUCAAUAAUCAGCCUGUCUGUGUGUCACGCACUGUUUGUCCGGGGUCAAGAAAAACCAAUUGUUUAUAAUAUUCAAUAUUUUCUAUGGGGGCUCUUUCCACCCUCUUACCUCCGCCUCUCAAAUGGGCACUUACGUUCAAUAGGUUCCACCGCGGCUAGCGAGGUUUAUUAACUAAACGUGUACUGACUUCUUUACAUCUGCAGUUUCCAGAACCGGUAUAGGCGUAGCGAUGAGAGAUCAUCACGCCCGUACCUCUGCGAACUUUAAUUUUCUAUAACUUAACAAUACAAAGACGCCGGUGUCCAAACACGGGUAUUUUUGAAUACCUAAUUUUAAAAAUGUACUUAGACCGCAUACUAAAUUCAGAAUAUUAAAAACGCACCGGUUUAUCGCUAUUUUUUUCCUAAGCUUAUGCGUGUAUUUUUCGUUAGACACUUUCGGUUAGAAAUAACGCUCUGAAAGUUUUUCGAAAUUCCCAAGAGUUCGCUCCUUUCGCGCUUAAAAACAACCGUUAUUGGACAUUGUCUAGUCUAAUUAGCCGUCUACCGACAUUUUUAGUCCGUAUGAUAUAUAAUUUGAAUAUAUCUCUAAAUAAUCGUAAUUAAAUGUCGUUAUUAUAAUAUCUUCUAAACAGUUUUCAAAAAAUAUUUUUGCCAUGAAUUAAACCGCGCCAUAAUUCUUAUUUUAGUGGCCCGUUGCAAUGCAUUUGAUGGGUAUUUUCGACCAGACGCUAUAAUACAAUUUCACAUCAUGCCAUUAAUUUUCGAUUUGUUGAGUAUGAGAUCCAGUAGUAGGAGGAUUAACAUAGUUAUUUUUGUGGCUAAUGAUGAACGUAUCUAUUUCAAUUUAAACAUUUAUGCGCUCUCAACAAUAUUGUUCCAAUUUUGACUUUGUUUUAGUUGCAUACACUUCUGUAGGUUUAAGUGUUUGAGCGUAUCGUUUUGGGACAGCUUUCGUUCUGCUCAACUGAAAUUUGAUUCCAAACACGUGACCCUUGUACUCAAUUUCAGUAUUUUUUGUUUCUAUUUGUGCCUAUAUUAUACUUCUAUAUACUACAUCAUCGUCGUUUUCAGAAUCGAACAUACUAUUAGAACUAUCGGUAAAUUGUCUACAUUAGACAAUAAUUAAAAAGUACUACAGGUAUUUGUAAAAAAAGAAAAUUUAAGUUAUGAAAUUUUUUAAUGUAGAUUCUUAAUUCGACUCUGAACUCGAUUCGUUUCCUGUUCGCAAUGAUUUAUCGUUGCUUACAAUAUAUAGUAAAUCAUCAUCCAUAUCCUCUUUUACUAUCUUCUCGUAUCCCUAUCUAAAUAAGUAACCCACCGAUGGUAUGACGUAUAUCCACUUAUUUUUAUCAUAUUUUUUACAAUAUGUAUACCAAUUGUAUUUACCGAUCCCUCCACCACACACAUCCCCAUAGCCGGCACGCGUUUAUUCUUCGUUUUGGAAAAUAGCCUAUAAGAAAAACAAAUAAUGUAUACCAUCACAGUGUAAUAUAAAAACGAUUUGAUCCGCUUCAAAAAAUAAAUACAAUUUUUAUCACCGCCUUGGUAAUUUUACGGUCUUCGUUGUUUUUCUUGUUGAAUAUCGCCGAACACGUAUAUAUGUAUAUACGUAUAUAAUAAUAUGUAUCUAUGCAUACUCUAAAAAUUGUAUCGAAGAAUAUUAAUAUAUAUUAAUAUAUUUAUUAUUAUAAAUGAUUUACUUGCGCCAAAUUUGUUUAACGUUUUGUACAAAAUGACGUUUGAACCAGCUGUGGCCAUAGGUAAUAAAUUUGAAUAAUUAAUUUUUUAAGGAUUGUUCUUAUUGGUAUCCUUACAUAUCUUUGUGGUAUUAUUAUUAAGUUUAAUAUGAGUAAAACGAAGAAGAUAAAUGAAGUGACGUUCGCACGCUAUAGUAAACAAUUGUCCAUUAGUAAAUAAGUAAUAAUAUAUAAGUUAUUACAUUAACAAUUAAUUUGAUGAGUGCAGUAACACAUAAUCAUUACAUCGGCAAAUUGUUUAUAGUCAUCAUAUGAUUACGGUUUUAAUAAGCUUUUAAAUGUUUGAAAUACUGUUUUAAAACGUUAAAUGAAUUAAUUUAAGUAGGUACCUAGUAUGAAUGUACCAAUUUAAUUAAUAAUUAAAAAAUAAAGGUAAGAUAAUAAGGACGGGUGCAGCCACUGGUGUAGGUGGGAAGUUGAGAAAGUAGGAUAUAGACGGGAAUUGAAUGCAUAUCUGUAAGCAACGAUAAACCAUUACUUACGAAAAAACGAUUCUGAGCGGAGUUAAGUUGAUAAUGAUACUUUGUUAACAAUAUAAAUGUAAUUUUAUAGUAAAAUAAUUAAAAAGGCUUUAUAUAUUUUAUUUAAUAAAAUUUGUUUAAUGUUGUACCGAUUUUUCCCGUUUUUUCUUCGUUUUUUUCGGUUUUCCAAAUUUGAUGAGAAUAUCGAAAAACGACCUCUCUAAAGUACUUCCCUAGUGAAGUUUCCGUUUAGAAACAUCGCUAUAAUUAAAAGUUGGAGCAAAAUUGUUGGUAGAAAAGUUUGCGCAUAGAUAAAAAAAAAAAAAACUAUCUUUGUAAAGUCAUACGCUUCUUCGCUCCACUUAGGAUCUAAAAUGUAGGUUAUUGUUCUGUUUUAAGUAUAAUAAUAUAUUGACCCUUAGUUUUUUUAAUGUAUAUUAUAGGUUCUGACUUAUGCAAUGAAACUACGCACUCUUAACUAGUGUGCAUACCGCCACAGUUUACAAUAGGGAGAGUUUAUUAUUUUAAUUGCCUCUUUCCCAAGAGGCCUAUUGAAAAAAUAACCACCAGCUCUCUCUAAUCAAUUAGUAAAUUAGUAAUAUUCAUUUGACAAAACGGAUUCAUUUAGAUUAUCAAAAUACUUCUACUUUAUGAUAUUAUACCUAAUAUCUUUAAUUUUCAUAGUGCUUUUCCAUUUUGAUAAUAUUUAUUAUUUACAUUUAAUGGAGGAAUAUUAUAUAUUAUAGUUAAUUUAUUUUAUCCUAGGGCGAUAAGAAUUGCAAAUAGUUAGACACUAAUUCCCAAUUUCCAUUUGUUCAAAAACGAGUUGAUUAAUAAAUUGUAAUUUGUAAGUCUUGCAUUGACAAUAAAGUAAGAACUAAAUAGCCAAUAUACUAUUAAAUAUCUAAUUUAAAAAAUAUAUAUGAUGAUGUAGAUACAAGUAAAUUUCGAUGAAUUGACAAGUCAAAAAAUGUCUUUAUGUCUGAUAUCAAAUCUUUAUAAUGUUUUUGUAAUCAUAUUAUUUUCCCGGUUAAAACAUUACAAUGCCAACUAACACACUAGUUUGAUUAUUAAUUGAUGACGUGUCACUGAAAUAAAUGUUAAUACAGUAUGGUGAACUGUCGUUACUGUUUAAUACAUUAUGUAUUAUAAAUUAUGAGAUGUAAAUAGCUAUGAAAAACAAUAUCCACUAAAAACAUUACAAAAAAGAUGGACAUACUUCGCAUGAUGGAUGGGCUACUCUUGUACGUGAGAAGUUGGGAAGGUGUUAUAUGGAGAGAAUUUAGUGUAUAUCUGAACGUAACGAUUAACCAUUGCUAAAACGAUUCUGAGCGGAGUUCGGUUACACAAAUUUUGAAAAGCCGUAAUAUUUAGGAUUUUCGUCAAAAUUUGAUAUUCAAAUUUGUAUAAAAGAAAAAAUGUCUACUUUACAAUCAAUUUUUUUUUCGACCACAAAGUACGUCCUCUAAUGAACUUCCUAUUAAAUUAUCAACCAAACCUAACAAAUAAAAAUUGCGUAAAAAACUUUGCAAAAUUAAAAUGUCUAUAGUCUAUAAAUAGUUAAAAAUUGCUAAAAUAUUUUGAAAAUAAUACCAUGUCUAAAUAAGGUAAAUAUAAGUUGUUCUCCAAAUUUCAAGUCUUUAUGAAAUUUUUUAACUAAAUCACAACAAAAAACAAAAUUGAAUAUAAUACAUUUUGUACAUUUUCCCUUUUUUCCCAGUUUCCCCAAAAAUUUCAAAUACCACUUAAAAAUCAAAAAAAUAACCUUCAUAAAGUACCACCCAGAUGACAUUUCCUUUCAGAAAAAGUACUACAUUUGAUAAUCGGAGCAAGAUUUCUGGUAGAAAAGUUAUUUACGGAUAAACAAAUAAUAAUAAAAAUAUAUAAUUUUAAGAUACAUGUAUAAUACAGUUCAACACUUAUUUAUUUUAAUUUAUAACAUGAAUAUUUAUUUUCUUUCAAAAAUGUAAAUACUCAUAACUUAAUUUUAUUGAAUACAAUUCUGAUUGAUGAUAGUUUUUUAGGCUGUUUUAAACCUAGUAUAUGUUAGACCAACAUUUUUGUAGCAGAUUCCAUUGGGUUUUUAAAAUAUAUAGGUAAUGAACUCAAUAUUUCUAUGUUUAAAAUGCUGUUUUAUUUGAAUUUAACAUUAUUUUUUAUACAUAUGUAUAUAUCUACAACAUACCUACUUAUUAUGUUACCAUCUUAUAUUAAGAGUAGAAAAUAAAUCAAUAACUUAUACAUGCAAUUGUAUUUUACUAAAUAAAUGCAAAUUUGUAAUUAUUGGUCGCCUGUUUCAAUGUCAAUUUAUAGAUUAGGUACCUUGUCAAGUACCUAUGAAGCGUAUUUAUUUUAUCGUAGUUACACUAUUGAUGGCAGACCAAAUUAUUAUGUAUUGGUAUUUCCACCAUUAUACAUAUUUAUUUGAUAACUCAUUGUCAGUAGGAUUCUGGUCGAAUUCGAAAUUAUCCUUUGGUUAGUUGCCCUUGUUGUCAACACCUGGCUGCUGAAGUCAUAAAUAAAUGAAAAUCAACAUUAAUUGAUAAAAAUAUUAAUGGUGGUGUGAUACAAUAUUAAAAGAUUUUAGUUGUUUCUGGUGAAUUCUGAAUACUAACUCUAUACUUACAAGUAGUAACUUAUCUAAUCCUUAGUUCCCAAUUUAUUUUCAAAAAAUUAAUUUGCUGGGCAUUUAAAUUAUUUUUGAAAAUCAUAUUUCCAUACAAACUAUACAGAAAAAAAAGAUAGGUAUGAUAGAUUAUUAUCAAGAACCAAAAUAUACGAAGGCUAAAAUGUAUCAGAUUAAUACGGGUUUGAUUAUGAAAAUUAUAAAUAAUAGUAGCUGACCACAUCUACGUCAUAUAUGUAUUAAAUAAAAUGCAUGGCUAAAUGAUAAACAUCUCUAAUUAUUUUAAUUAGACAAUGAUUCAUAACAUUUAUGCUAAAAUAAUCAUACAUUAAAAUUUAACAUAAUAAUAUAUUCCAAAAUUUAAUUAAUUUACCCAAUGGUUCCUACGUUUAGGUUUAGGUUAACUAUAGUUAAAUAAAUUUUGAUUUGCAGAUACGAUAAAUUCCUUAUAAUAAUAGGUUAGGUACCAAUGAUAAAAUACGAAUACCUAUUGGACUGUUUUAUCUAUCGAAACAUAACCAACGAAUAAGAUAUUCUACAGUUUAUUUAAGUACCUGUUACAUAAUUGAGAACAAAUAUAUUUGGUUCCAUAAUGGUAUACUGUAAAAUAUAAUAAACUAUGUUUUAUUUAUGCAAUUUGUGUAAUAUAAUAUUAUUAUAUACAGUUCUUUUGAAACAAAGUUAUCUUUUUAUUACAUUUCUUUUUUCUGGUAUUUUAUUAAAAAUAAUAGCAUUGUCUUAUUAUUCAGCUUUUUUUAUAAUAUUUUAUAAAUUUUUUUUCCUUAUAUUCUAUGCACAUGCAUAAAAUGACAUUUUAAAUUACAUUAAUACUUACUAAAUAUAUGAUCUAACCUUAGAUAGAUAUAUUUUUGUUGAAUAAAUGCAAUUAAUAAUAUUGUUCCUAUCUACUUAAUACAAAUCAUAAAGUGCCUAAUGUCAUUAAACUUAAUGUAAUAUUCAACAAUUGAUAAUAAUAGGGAUAUGCGUUAUUAGAAUAUUUGAUAUAAAAUUAUUUUAAAUAUUCUGACCUAAGGAAUGUACCUGGUAGUUUUACUACAGUAAUGUAUAUAAUUACACCUGUUUAAUUAAAAAAAGUGUUCUUAAAAUUGCAUGCAUGCAGCUAUAUUCAAACAAUAUCAAAAUAUACAGUGUAGAACCUCAUUGUUGGCCUAAUUCUAGUGACUGCGAACUGAUCACUAUCUGAUGUUUUUAGAUUACUUGACUCUUGUUUUUUUUUUUUUUUUUUUCAAACGUUCAGUAUUACUCUUUUAGUAAUUUAAUAAUUUCUGAGAGAUUUAGUAACUAUCACAAUCUCCCUCUAGGUCUCAACUUUACUCAAUACUGAACUAUUUUUCUGUAAGUGAGUAAAAAUUCUUAAAAUUUAGUAAAUAUUCAUUAAAUAAAUGUAUACUAUUAUGUAGGUAGUUACAUUUUUUAGAAUCUUUAAAGUGUGUCUAAGUAGAUGUCUUAAAUAGUAAUAGAAUACAAAUAAGUUAAAGUUGUGAUUUGUAUAGUUUUAUUUUAUCAUAUUCUAAUUUACAAAAAAUAUUCAAAACUGUAAAUAAAUUUAGUGGAAAUUGUGAUAAUAGCUACAUUUUAAAACCAUAUUAUAUCUUACAAACACUCGUGCAUUGUUAUAACAAAAAAAAACUAUUUUAAGUUCAAGUUUUUUAAGACAAAUUUAGUGUGUAGGUAUGAACGAAUUAAAAGGAUAAACUUAUCAUUUAAAUUUAAUAAAUAUAUAACUUUAAAUAUUUAGGUUUGCAUUAAUCACAUUGUGACUAAACAAUUACUAUAAUAUAAAUUUAUAUUAUUCUUACAGGGAAUGACUAAUGGUUCUGAAGAAGUAGUUAUCAAUCCAAACCAACAACAAAGUCGUGGACGAUCAACUGCUUACAGAGCACGUUGUAGUAGUAUUAAUAGUUCAGUAGGUCCAAUGCGACCUGAAAAACGAUCCGCUGAUAAGUCACCAUACUCAAGUGGUCCAUACUUAUCACCCCCGCCUCCGUCGGAAACUAUCUGGAGACGUACUAACUCAGAUUCUGCUUUACACCAUAGUGUGUCACAAAGCAGUUCUACCGAAUCAUUGGCUCAUUUACACAGCCCUGGAUCUCAACGCAGAAGUAUAUAUUUAGAUUUUUUUUUUUUUCUAGAUUUAUUAAUAUUUUAAAAUAUAUUUUAUUUAGCCUUAGUUGAUAACCAACAAUAUGAUAAAAAACGAUACUUGUCAACAUCGCCUGAUAAAAGACCUCGAUCUUGCUGCGACGUUCCUAGAGUUCCUGGAAUUAAGUAAGUUAGUCUUAUUCAGUGUUAAUUUAAUAAUUUCUAAUGUUUUUUUAUUUUAGCGUUUUUACCACUCAACAAGAACCCGGUGUUGUGCAAAUACCUAUUGGUAACAAUACUGGUUCAUUGCCAGACCUCACUAACUUCCAGUUUUCUCCACCAAUUCAUGCCCCUCUUGAUCAGGAUGAUCAAUAUAAUUUAUCAUCUCCUUACAAUAGCAGUGUAAGAUAAAUAUUUUAUAAUUACAAUUUUUUUAACUCAUUUGUUCUUUCUUUUAAUAAUUUUGCUACUAACAAUAUGCAAUAAAAUAAGUAAUAGUAUAUUUUAAGAUGUACAUUUAGGAAAACUGGGUUUCUUAAAUGUGUGUGAUUAGAUUAGACUCUCAUUUCAGCAGAGCCCAUUAACAACAGAUGGUUGUAGUCCUCAAGGUUCUCAAGGCUCACAAGGUACUCCGAGCCAGAGCCCAAGUGUCCUCUCCCCAGUAUCAAUUAAUAGCCGUACACCACCUACACGGUUUUCAUUUACAAGUUCACCACCACCUGAUUCUCCUAACCAAACUACUGUGGUCACAUGUGACAUUGUGUUGCCAGUGAGUUUUCCUGUUAAUUUCUUCUGAAGUUUCACCCACCCCAGUUAGAUUUGAUUUUAUGUUUAUAAUUUUGUUGUUUUUAUGUUUUAUUUUAUAUGCUUUUUGUUUUGUAAAUUGCUUGACAUAUUUCUUGUAACAUAACAAUACAUAUCAUAUAAAUACAAAUAUUAUCUUAUUUUAUCUGUCGUUGUUUUGAUAGUAUUGUUCAUAGUCAAAUGCAGACUGGUAAAAAAAGGAAUGUGAUAUUACAUAAUAUUAAGACAAAUAUAGCAAAUUAGUAUUAACAUGAAAAAAAUACACCCCAUGGGUAAUCCACUAUUAUAGGUACAAGUUAAGAAGUUAAGAUAUGUAUAACAAUGUAAUUUAUAUUCAUACAAAAUGAUAAAAUUAUUACAAACAACAAAAAACGGUUCUGAGCGACAUUGGGUUAAACAAAGUUAGAUAUAUUAAAUUGAAAAUUAAAUUAAUUCACAUUUUAAUAAUUAAUUACAUUUAUUUGUGAUUUGAACAGAUAUUUACAUAGAUUUGAAUUUAAAAUGUUAAUAAAAAUAAACAAAAUUAGUAUCCAUAUUACAAAUGAUACAUUCCUCUUAUUUUGAAUAUCAAAUAUUAAAAGUUUUAUUUAGAUCAGGAGAAAAUUAUAGAUUCUUAUAACAACCUAGCAUAAAUUUGAUUUUAUAUAUAUUAUAUAGAUUAUGUACCUAGAUUGUAUUAGAAAAAUAAAUACCAAUUAUUGGUACAAAUAAAUUUUGGAGCAUUCCGAGUCUGUUUAUAAUUUAUAUAUUAUUAUUGUGCAAUGUAAUUUUAACUUGUACAUGUGUCUGUUUAUUAAUUGUUAUUAUUGCUUGCUUGCUCUAUUGUAUGUCUUAUUGUAUUUUAUUUUUAUACAUAUAUAAAUUACAUUAUAUGUAAUAUUUAGAUAUUUUAAAUUUAUUUUAAGUAUAUUGAUAUGAUUGCAGAAUCACCUAAGUGUUCCUUACUUUGUAAACCAUAGGUUGCAACGCACAUGCAAGGUUAGUUGCACGCAAUUAAUUACAUUUUAUUUUUAAAAAUAUAUAUGUAUACAGAGUGUCCCACAAAAAUAUAACCAUUGUAAUAUCUUCCGAGAUAAUAAAAAUAAUCAAAUUAUGUUUUGUUUUUUUUUUAUAUACUAUUCACUGGGAUAAGAACUUCAAAUAUUUAUAUUUGAAUUGAUUAUUUAUGUUUUUGUAAAAUCCCUAUAAAAAAAAAAAAAAACUUACUAUUUUCAAAAACUUUGAACUGUUCUACAUAUAUUCUUUUGAAAAUUUUGAUAUUUCAUCUUUUAAUUUCAUUAAAUUUGUGAUUUUUAAUAAUUUUUUAAAUUUCAAAGAAAAGUAUCUUUAAUACCUAAGCAACAGACUGUAAUUGCAUUCACUUAUUGAUUAUUAUUAUUAUGGCUAUUUGUCUUUACACUUUUUUCCCAGAACUUAAAAAAAUGAUUUAAAAAUUGAUACACUAAAACUUCUAUUAAUGGUCACCUCUAUGUAACGGUCAUUUUUUGGGGGUCUCAUCAAGUGUUAUGCUUCUAUAAGAUACCUCUAAAUAGUGGUCAUUAUUUCCAUACCAUUGGUUCCUUCGGUAACCAUUAUAUGGAAGUUUUACUGCACAUCAAAAUUUUCAGAAGAAUAAACUUUAUACCAUGAUUUCAAAUAACUAUGUUUAAAUUUUUCAAAAUUGAUUAAAUCAAAUUUAAGUGUUUUAGGAAAACAAAAAAUUAAUUCAAACAUAAUUAUUUAUAGCCUUGUAAAUAGAAUUUGAAUAUCUUUAUUAUCUCCAGAGAAAUUUUGAUGGGUAUAUUUUAGUGAGAUAUGCUGUAAAUAGCAAACUUUUGUUGUGCUUGAAAAAUUUGAAUUUUAUGUCUGUGUCUGCAUGAUAGUAGACAGAGUAUUUUGUUUGUUUUCUUAGCUUUCAUUAAUUAAUAUUAUUAAUAAAUAUAUUUAUAUAAAAAGGGGAACGAUGUGUUGCUAAAUACAAGAAUAGUCUAUCUAUGAUAUCUAUUCAAGUCUAGAUAAUAAUAGACGUGUUGUUAUUCACCGGGCCACAUCGUACUCUUCCUUCAAAUAAUUAAUUUAAAUUCAUUAAAAAACAUGUGUGUGCAUAAUAUUUGUAUAAACUUAUUUUUUACAGGGGUUUACUGUAGAUAAUAGUCCAGGAAAUGGAAAUAUAGGAGAAAACUGUAACAAUAACAUUAAAAUACAAAUGUUAAAUCAAAAUUCAAAUAUAAAUUGUGUAACAGGCCAAAUAAAUGGCAUAAAAAUGAGCCCUGUACAAAACUUAAUGUACCAGCAUAUUCCAUUAUCACCGGUACAACAACAAACUCAACAAUUAUGUAGUUCAAUUAAUGGUCAACAUGAAAUAAAUUCCUCACAUGUAUGUUUGCCUACCAUAACAUAAAUAUUUUAUAAUUUUACAUGUUUGUUGCUAUUUCAGUUAAACAUAGGAAAUUCCCAACUUACAAAUAUAAACUCAUUAGGAUCAUAUAGAAACCAACAAUCCAAUAGUCCAAGUCCACAGUCAUCUCCUGGACUUACAAUUCAAGUAUGUAAUUUAUCAUAUUGAUCUCGUCAUUUAGUAUCAAACCACAACAUUUGAAUAAACAAUAUUUAACUUAUAAUAACUUGGUCCAGCUUAAAUGCCCAGGAUUUUUUCUAAAGUUAUUUUUAUUAUUUAUAAAACUAAAAAUAAACUACAAAAUCUUAAUCAUGGGUACUUCCCGAAUAAUUCCAAUUUCGUAGAGGUACCUUCAAUUAUGCUAUAAAUAUAUAUGUAAUUAAAUUAAUUUGUAUUAUAUUUUUUAGUAUGGUAGUUCCAGUCCAUUAUGUUGCAGCCCCCAAAGUCCAUCCUCCCCAAGUAGUUCUUCUGUUGGUAGCAAUAAUCAACAUCAAAAUUAUCAAACACAACAAGAUUUUUAUUCAAAUCAAACGCAAACUAACAAGCUUCAACAUUGUUUUGAACAAUUCACAAUGGUAAGUUACCUAAUCAGUAUAUUUAUACAAUAUACUAAAUAUAAUAAUUUGUUUGCCACAGUUCCAAUUUGAGUUCUUUCCAACUUUACAGUUAUUUAAAAAUUAUCUAAUAAUUGAACUUUUUUUUUUGUAAAUUGUAUCAUAUAUUGCAUCUCUGUAAUUGUUUUAUCCUUUAUUGUAAUACUUCCAUUUUGAACAAUCAUGAUGCAUCAAGUUAGUUUUGUGGCAAACAAACCAUUAUUCCAGAAAUGAUUAAAAUCUAUUUUCUAAAAAUGUGUAGAGUUAAUCUUUUAAACACAUUAAUAUAUAAGUAAAUCAACGUUUAUAAUAGUGUUGUAUUUUAAUUUAUGCUUGCGUUAAUAACGGAGGUGGUAAGUAAAAAUAAUUAUUGCUCUUUUUUAAGACAAAUUGACAUAUUUUAAAACCUUGUUUUCUGUAUUGUUUUGAAUAUUUAAUACAAAUAAAUUAAGUUUGUAUUUAAUCAUUCUUUCAAGAUUAAUUUUAGUUAAAAUAUAAAUAAAAACAAAAGAAAAAAAUAGUUUUUAAUUAAAACAUGUUAGUAAUUAACAUAACAUAAGUUAGUUAUUUUCUCGGAAAGCAUAAACUUUUUCAGAAUUUGUUUUAUAAAAUAUUUAAGAAACUAGCAGCCCUACAAUUUUACAUCAAUAUUUUUCUUUUCAUCUGUUUUUGGGUGUGACAUCACUGCUUACUUUUGGUUUUCAAAUGGUAACUUAAAUUAACCCAUAAGUACUAUCUUUGGAUAAAUAAUUUCCCAGGCUAUUUUUGUGUGAACAUUUUAUCAACAUCAUCAGUUGUACAUUAUCAAUGUUCACGAUUUGUACCUGUAUGCAAUAAAGUUCUAUGUGUUACUAUACUAAUAAAAUACUAUGAAGAUUUAUAAUUUUAUUUUAGAUUAGUUUGUCUUUUAUCAACUAACACCAUACGUUACUGGAGAGAUCUAGUGAUGGCAAUGAAAACUCUUAGAGAGCAUUAAGGGCCAGUUGAAAAAGAAGAAGAAGUUUGUCUCUAAUAGUCGGUUAAAGUGUAUCUCUAUCAUGUUUGGAAAUAAAUUAUCCCACGGAAGUAAUAACGUGCGUAGUAUAAAACAGGUUUCCAACAUACAAAUAUUCAUAUAAUUUGUUCAGAAUGUUUUUCAGUUCAUAGUAUUUUCAAAAACAUUAUUGUUUUUUUUUUUUUUUUUUCCAUACAAUAAUUUUUAUUUGAUUUGUUUUUAUUACUGCUUGCAUUUUUUUUUAUAAUUUGUAUUUAUUAUUAGAAUGUCAAUGAUAUGAUAUGAAUGUAUAAGGUAAAAUACUUAACUAUGUGUAUAUACCACUUGAACCAUUUAAGUGGGUACACUCAUUAUCUCUGAAAGUAUUAACUUUUUUCGGAAUUUGUUUUUUAGAACAUUUAAGAAACAAGCUCUGCUCUACAAUUUUAUAUUUUAGUUAUUUUUUUUUUCAUCAUUAUUUUUAAAGGUAAAAUCACUACCUACUUUUGAUUUUAAAAUGGCAACCUAUAGUAAAAAGUCAAUAAAUAGAUGGAGUAUUAGUUAAAAUAAAUUUUUCGUGUCAACAUAUUUGAUUUUCACUUACCUGUUAACGAGAUAUUCCAAUUUUAAGUUUAGGUUGGAUGAGAGUAAUGGUGCAUUAUUAACAUGUCGCGCGCCGUACUGUCACACAAAUGAUACUCCACUACUCUCCUCAAACUUAAAUGUAGUGGAGUAUCAUUUGUGUGGCGAUACAGUGCACAGCUUGUUAAUAAUGCAAUACCACUCUCUUCCAACUUAAAUUUUUAAGAAUAUUUCUUCAAUGCCUUGACAGAAAUCAAAAGUUUCAACACUAAAAUUUAUUUUAACUAAUACUACAUCUAUUUAUGGGCUUUUUUUUUUUAUUUAUAGGUUGCCAUUUGAAAAUCAAAAGUAGGUAGUGAUUUUACCUUCAAAAAUAAUGAUGAAAAAAAAAAAAACUAAAAUAUAAAAUUGUAGAGCAGAGCUUGUUUCUUAAAUGUUCUAGAAAACAAAUUCCGAAAAAAGUUAAUACUUUCCGAAAUAUUGUUAUAUUAAGUGUACCCACUUAAAUGGAUCACCUGGUAUAUUAUAUUUUGUAUUAAAAACAAAAUAAACAGUUGUAUUAUUUAAAAAAAGAAAUAUUGAUGAAAAUGAAUAAUUAGGAUAUGUUUACUCCAUGUGAGUAAAUAAGACAAAAAUAUCAUGCAAGUGCUCCUAAGUUAAAAUUUCAACACCAAAUGCAUUUAAACUAAUAAACUUAUAACCAAUACUCCAUCUAUUUUUAAUAAAGGUUACCUUUUGAAAAUCAAAAGAGGUACUGGUCUCUUUCCCAAAAACAAGAUUAACUAAAAAUAACAUUAUUGUAAAAUUGUAGAGCUAGGUGUUUUUUUAAAUAAUCUAUAAAACAAAUUCUGAAAAAAACCUUUUACUUUUUGAGAUAAUAAUAUGUUAUAUUGAUCACCCUGUCAAAUUCAAAAUUGAUAUACUUUAAAUGUUCUAUUAAUAUUCAUCUGUAACUUAUCUAAUACUAAUAAUAAGGAAACGGAUUUGUAUGCACAAAAUUGAAAAUAUUAACUUAAAAUUUAAUAUUAUUAAAAAAAAAUUAUUUUAUUAAAUAUUAAUAUUAUGCGAUUUAAUUUAACUUAAGUAUAUUAAUACAAAAUUUUUGACCCAGCAAAAAUGUACAAAAAUUUGUCACAAAGUACAUAUAUUGUACUUCAUUUACUCUUCAGUAUCCUGGUUGGACUACAUUGAUAAAUUGUUAUCUCAAGCUAAGGACAAUAUCUAUUAUAUGGUGAAAUUUGUUACUUCUGAUUUAUAAAAUUAUCUGGAAAUAAGUUAAAAACUGAACUCUGAUGCUUCAUUUACAAUCAAGCUAAAACAAAAAUUACUAAUUAAUUUUACAUUAACUAGAAUAAUUUAAAUUUUGUAUUCAAUUUUAAUUAUCUUAUUUAAUAAUUACAUGUAUUUGUAUGUAAAUCCAUUUCCUAUUAACAAUUCUAUAAAUAAGUACCUUUAAAUUAUACAACUGUAAAUUGAUGUUUUAUUUUUUAAUUUUCACAAACAUUUUCAAUAUUUUAAAUUAAAAAUAUGUUCUUCUGUACAUUGCAAGUUAAAUUAAAUGCACAAUACAAUAAUAUUUGUUUUUGACCACCACUAUACAUGUUCCUCACUUGAAAUAUCAAGUAGUUAUGUGUACUUAUUGUAUAUUGGUUGAGUAUGGAACAAUUUUCUCUCUGGACAUUUUCCUCCGGCUAUUUUUGGAAGAGUAAGACAUUUUCCUCCAAUAUAUUUUUUAAUGCUCUUAUAAAUUCCCUGUAUUUUUUUAAAAUUAUUUAUUUUUUAUUUUGUCUUAAUAUGUAAUAAAUAGGCCCUGAACUUAAUGAUAUAAAAAUAUGUUUAUUUUUUUGAAAUAAGUAUUUGAAUUAAAAAUAUCCCGUAAAUUUAGUACUUAGAGUUUUUUAUCAUACUUAAAAUAAAUCUUCAAUUUUUCUUUUUCUAGUUUCUUAGUUUUUUACUAAUUACACUGUAAAAAUUAUAGGAAGUUAUAUUAAAAUAAGGAAUUUAGAUAAAUAAAUAAUAAAUUGGUAGUGUACAUUUCAUGCCCAUAUACGAGUGCAUUUUGUACUUUCCUGUGCUUGGAAACAUAUGGUAGGGAGGAUGUACAACCCCCACCAGUAAAAAAUGAAUUUAUAGUCAGCAAUUUAAACAAAUUGCUAAGUAGUUAGAAAUUUCAUUUAUUUUAUAUUUACCGGGAAAUAAAUAAUUAUUUAAAUUUUAUUAGCCUUGUAAUGCCUCUGGAAAAAUAACGUAGAUUGUGGGAUCUUACCGUAUGGAAAGUGCUACGGCAGCGGCCAAGACCACCACUUAAAAAAAAUUGUUUGCUAAAAAAACCAAUAGCAAAAAAAAAUGAGUGUAUAUGCACACCACCAUCUUCCUACCAAUCCCCGUGAAUAAUUGAUAGUACCAAUUCUGUAAAUAAUUGCAAAUAUACCUAUAAAAAGUAAAAAAUCCUUAAAAUGCACCAAAAUUAAUAAAAAAUAAAAUAAAAUUUGUAUCACUGAAUUCUGUGUGACGUGAAUCAAAUGUCUAUAAAGACAAGCUUCGAAUGUAAGCAUUAGAAAAAAAGAUACAAAUGCAUCAAGUUACAGGUGCUAGUAACAAUAUAAUACAGAAUAUAUUUCAAUAAAUGUAGGUUUAAAUAAUCACAAUAUUUUACAAUAACCCAUUGCAUAUAUAGUAUUGUAUUAAGUACCAUUAAAAUCUAAAAUUGUAUCCAAAACCCCUAUCAAUUGCUUAGACUUUUAAAAAAUGUAUUCUAUUUUAUUUUAUCACACAUUAAGGCAAAAUUAGAUAUUAGAUAAAUAAUAAAUAAAAUUAUAUUUAAAAAUAUGAGGGGAAAUGUACGGAAAAAAUUGCCAUACUACGCCAAAAAAUAGCUAUGGGAGGGGGAUAAAUGUCCAGAGGAAAAUUGUUCAUUAACCAUAUUGGUUGUGCUAUCAUAUAGCAGGACUGGAAUCAGAUCAUCCAAACGUUAAACGGGUCAAGCUCAACAGCUUGGAUAGCUAACCCUUUGAAGGUAAAAUGGUCACAAAUAGAUGUAACAUUUUAUACCUUAUAAAGCACACAUUUUCUUGCUUGUAGCAUUAAUUACAUAAUAUAUAGAGCUACUCAAGCAAUAGUAAUAUUUGGCGACCAGCCAUAGACAUCAGCUAUGGAGCGCAAGAAUAGUUAAAUGCAACUAUGGUGGUACCUUUACCAUAGAUGGGCAACAGCAAGGUAUCUCUCACCCAUCUAUGAUAAAGAAACCACUACUGCUGCAUUUGACUAUUCUGGUGUUCCAUAGCAAUAGCGGCUUUGGGUGAUCGCCAAAUAUUAACAUUGUAUGGACUAUCUAUGUAUUAUAUAAUAUCAAUACUUGUAGUUUAUAAUAACAAAUUGAAUAAAUAUUAAAUAAAUAAAUAAAAAGGUUAUUUUUAGUCUUACAAAUUAUAAUUAAAUUAUAAAAUGUUUAAAAAGCAUGUUUAAUUAAUUUUUUAUUACAUAUUCUGCAAUAAUAUUUAAAAACAGACUAACAAAAAUAAUAUUGAUAUAUUUGUGUUUUUGAUUAGCUUGACAGUCCUGGGUCAACGGGUAUUGAAUACAUAGGCUCCCCUACUAACAACACAUAUUUACAACAGGUAAUUAUACACAUAUUCAUACACAUGUAUAAUCUAGUAUUUGUUGGCUUAAAUAAAUAUAUUUUUAUUUUUUAGACUGAGGACUAUGGAAAUUCAGAAUUGACUGCUGAUCUUGGGUAUUACAGCACAUCACCAUCACAGUCUCUCCAAUACCCCAAUCAAACUAUUACAACACCUAAUACUCCUUCCAGUAUUCCAGACAUAAUACUCACUGGUAAAUUUAUUUUAAAAUCAUUUUUUAUUUAAACUUAAACUUUUAUAAAUAUUUUACAGAUUUUUCAAAUGGGGAUCAAUUAGAUAAUCAAAAUAAUUUUGUAAAAGAUAUAAAUCCCUCAGGCACAUUUGAUACAGACUUCUUCUCUGCUGAAGAAAGUAUAAGGCAGGAUAUUGUUGAUCAGAUUGAUUUGGACCACUUAGAUCAUUUGGAAAUGUUAGGUGAACCAAAUAUUGAUAACGAGGAGACUAAUAAUGAUCACUUUCGAAUAUAAUCAAUUAUUUCUAGAUUUUUAUUUUAUUUGUUGUCUGUGAUUAAUUGAUAAUAUUCAACUUUAGAGAUAUAUAGGGAAAAUUAUUUUUUUUAUAUCACAAAAGUGCCAGAACAUUUUACUGACAACUAAGCUGUUAUUAUUUUCUUCUUGCUAUAUUAUUUUUCAGUGCCAAAGGACUCAUAAGUUUUUAUCUAAUUUCUUCUAAUUUUGUUUUGUUUUGUUUUUUUUUUUUUUUUUUUUUUUUUUAGUUACCAUCCGAUAUUCUGACCAUUGUUGCAUUUCAUAUUUAUUAUACUUUUUUUUUUCUCUUUAUAUAACAGGGUGAUUUUUUUUUAUCAUGAACCAGCAAUUAUCUCAGAGAAUUUUAAGUGAAUUUGAUUUCUGUUUUUUCUAAUCAUUAUGGAAUUGUUUAAGCUUUAUUUUAAAGCCAUUUUUAAUUUUUUGUUUACUCUUGCUCCAUAUACAUUAAAUAAGUACAUACAUUUUAUUUUCAAAUAGGAACCCCCUACUUUCUUUUAAACAUAGAUUUAAAUAGAGAAUAUUUAUCUAGAAAUUGAUAUGCAUAGCACUAUUAUUAGAUUUAUCGUCUAUGCGUUAUAACAGUUUAAAUUUUAAACUGUUCUUUAAAAUAAAACUUAAACAAUUCCAUAAUGAUUAGAAAAACAGAAAUCAAAUUCACUUAAAAUCCUUUGAGAUAAUUGCUGGUUCAUGAUAAAAAAAAUCACAAUGUAUGUAUAUACAUAUAUAUAAUAUAUAAUAUGAUUAAUUUAUUGCACAAAUUUAAAUAUCAGUAGCUGCCGAAUCACAAUUUAUAGAAACUAUGGUGCAUAUAUUAUAAGGUUAUUAUAGGAAAAAAAUUGUAUUUUUUAUACAGUAUAUAUUAAUACUUAAAAAUAGAUAUUAUAAGAUCCCUCUCCCACCCCUCAUCAUUUGUAAUAUAUUUUUUUUUAUUAUUAUUAAAAAAAAUAUUAUACAAUUAAAAGACAAUGUUCAAUUAAAUUAAAAGAUCUCGUGUUAGAUAUAUUUUUGUUAAUAUUCUAUACACAUACACAGUACACAUGUGUAUGUGUGUGUAUUUAUGUAUAAUUAUUUGUUUAAGCCUUUCCAUGGCAAAUUUGGUAUGUAUGUUUAUAAUUGUGUUCGUUUUAAUGUGCCUUUCAUUUUUAUUUGAAAAUUUAACAUCUUCAUUUAAUUCAAAAUAAAUGAUAUUAAAGUUUAUGGGGAAAAAAAUAUACAUGUUAAAAUUUAUACAUAUAUACGAGAUAAAAAUUAAAUUGUUCAUUUUUCAAUUAUAAUUAUUGAAUCAUGUUUAAGAAUAACUUUAGGAAAAUGUGUUCUUUAUUUAAAUUCAUAUUUGCUUUCAGGUUGCAAAUAAUGUAUAUGUUUCCCUGCAAAAUCAAAAUAUAAUAUUUUUCUUAACUAAAGACUUAGUAAUAUUAGUCUUACAUCUUUUGACUUUAAUACCAUUUUAAUAGAUUUAUUUUUAAAUACAAAUAUUACUUAGUUAUUACAUUGUAAAUAUUUUUUCAACAUUAUUGUACAUAUUAACUAUGUUAAUUGGUUUAGGUAAAGUGUUUGGAACUCUUUUUCAUAUUUUUUUAAUGAAUCUUGUUGCAUAUUAUUAUAAGUAUAAAAAAAAUAUAACAAAUAUCAUUUCUUCAUAGCUGUAGACAGUGUUCAGUUAUGAUUAAUUUUAUAAUAAUUUAUAAAUAUUGGAUUUACAUUUUAAAAUUAUUUGAUCAAUUGUAUUAAAAUAUUUUGUUUUGAACGAGAUAAAAAAAUCAUAAGUUUACAUAAUUGUAUCUUGAAUAAUAAAAUAAAGUUUAAAACUGAGUACAUGGAGAGUUCUAAACUUUUUAUUUAAAUAUGUAACUUGUUACAUUAAAAACUUUUAGUAAUUAAGAAUUCCUACUUACUUGUUUUACAAUUUUUUUUAUAAUCAUUUAAAAAAUAAUAUAUGGUUUAAUUUAAGGUUAAAAUAGUUUUUUGACAUUUUUAUUGUUCAUUAAAAUUUAAAAAAACAAAUCUUUAUAUGUUGACUUUGUUGUUUUAUAUAGCACUUAUGUGCUAAACUAUAUUUGUUAAACAUUUCGUUAAUGGAGUUUUUAUUUCUGUACUUACUGAAUACUAGUCAAUAAAUUCAAUAAAUUUAAAAUGCCCUUUUUUUAUUGUAAAAUGUUUAUUAUGCAAAGUGCGUCUUUUUGUUAUAAUUAUCUUUUAAAAAAAAAAAAAAACUAUAUUUAUAAUAUUAAAAUCCAAUAAAAAAAAAAGUUUAAGAAUUUAACUAAAUCAUAAUUAUCAGUGUUUCUCAAAUGAUAAUGUUAUUUUCGCCCUGAUAAAAACCAUAAGGUAUAUUAAUUUAUGAAUUUAUUUUAAAUUUGAGUUAUCUUGUACAAGAACCCCUUGUCGAAUAACAUUUUUUUUUUUUUUUUUUUUUUUGAGAAUGAUAAGACUGUUGAUUUUAUGGGGUAAUUUUAAGAUCUUUUCUUUUUUUAAAUUUAAUUUCUUUACUUUUAAUGAAGUCUCCAUAAUAUGUGCAUAAUUUAAAAAGUAAUUGGUUGAAAAUUACUUGAAAUUAAAAUAAUUUUCACAGGGCUUUUGUAUGAACUCUACAAACACAUUACAUGACAUAGAUCAAUUGAGAAACACUUAGUAAAAUAUUGACAACACUAGUCAACUUUAACUUGUAUUUUUUUUUUUAUUUUUUUCUAAGCAAUUGAUUAAUAUAUAUAAUGAAAACAUUAAUUUGUACAUUGUCCCUUUUUUUACUAUUAAAUUAAAUUUGAAUUCUUUAAACUUAUACAGUCAAUAAUAAUAAUACAUAUUUUAUGAUAUUUUUUAAUAUUUUAUUUUUUUUUCUUCCCGUAACUUCCAUAGCUCCCGUAACCAUGUCCACCAUGUACGUUGUAAUUGGAGUAGUCAGCCGGUGGUGGGCUUGGGCUGGUGCUGUGGUGCGUGCAUCUGUCAGGCAGUUGUGGUUUGACAACAAGCGCUGGCUCAUAACCGCUGUAACUUGGUGGGCUCGGUGGACCAUAUGCUGGGUAUGUGGGUUGUGUACUGGGGGGGCCUGGAAGACCAUACACUGGGUAGCUGUAUGGAGAGCUAGGCGG